AUGGCCUCCACCCACUCCGUGCGCAGCUACUCCAUUCGCCAGCCCUCCUUCUCCAGCAUGUCUGGGAGGGACAGCGGACGCAGCGUCCGCUCCAAGCCUUCCGUCUCUCCUCUGGCCCGGUCCGUCUCAGUGGGAAACGGCCUCAACAUGCUGGGCUCCAGCCUCAGCUUCAACGGCCUCGGUGUCGGCACCUGCGACAAGGAAACCAUGCAGUGCCUGAACGACCGGCUGGCCACCUACCUGGACAAGGUGCGCAUGCUGGAGAGGUCCAACGCCGAACUGGAGGUGAAGAUCAAACAGAUCAUGAUGGAGAAGGUUCCAAAAGGUCACGACAUCGAGGGGAUGAUGGCCCAGGCACAUGUCAUUGGGCAGCAGGUGAGAAAGAAGUCGCUGGAGAACGCUCGGAUCAUGCUGGAGAUUGAUAACGCCAAGCUGGCAGCCGAUGACUUUAGGGUCAAGUGGGAGGCGGAGGCCAGCUUGUGCCAGUCGGUGGAGAGGGACUGUCAGGCUCUGCGGAGAGCGAAGUUGGACCACGACCAGAUCAUCGCCACGCUGCGAGGGGACCUGGACAGCCUGAAGGAGGAGCUCUACUUCCUCAAGAAGAAUCACGACGAGGAGCUAAGCUCCCUCAAGGGGCGUCUGACCAACGAGCAGGUGAACGUGGAGGUGGAUGCGGCCCAGAGUCCAGAUCUGGGGGCCACGCUGGCCGAGCUGAGGGUCCAGUAUGAGGGCAUCACCCGCAAGAACAAGGAGGAGGCUGACACCUGGUACCUCAAGAAGUUGGACGCAGUGCAGUCGGAGGUCAGAGAAAGCAACGAGGCUUUGCGUAAUGCCCAAGCUGAGCUCAGCGAGAGACGACGCUUCCUGCAAGCGCUGGAGGUCGAGCUCGGGAGUCUUCGCAAACAGGUCAGUGUGUUGGAGGGAAACCUGGGGGAAACUGGGCACAAGUACUCGGUGGAGAUGGACCGUCUCCAGGCCACACUGACCCAUCUUGAGGACGAGCUGUCUCAGCUGCGUCUGGACAUGCAACGGAACAAGACCGACUACGAACAGCUGCUGCGCAUCAAACAGAACCUGGAGAUGGAGAUCGCCACCUACAGGAGGCUGCUGGAAGGAGAGGAAAUGGUGAAGGAAAUACUUCCACCUCCUAAAAAAGACCCUGAGAUAAGGACCAGGAAGAUUGUAAAAGUCGUCACUCAGACCAUGAUUAAUGGGAAAGUGGUGGACGAGUCCAGCGAGGUGGAGCAGAUUGAAGAACAUCAAAAAUGA
Limanda limanda (common dab) is the source of this 1269-nucleotide messenger RNA. Its product is annotated as keratin, type I cytoskeletal 18-like. The transcript is spliced from 8 exons. Lineage: Eukaryota; Metazoa; Chordata; Actinopteri; Pleuronectiformes; Pleuronectidae. The record is from RefSeq and is a predicted model, not a curated record. Bases 1 to 1269 code for a protein of 422 amino acids. Gene Ontology annotation, molecular function: structural molecule activity.